AUGCUCGAAGCUUUGACGUCAGCUCCAAUAUUGUCUACGCCUGACAACCAUAUCUUGGCUGGAGUUGAGCCUGAUAUAGCUGGACGUUGGACGGAGGACCUGUCUGAGGAUCAAUUCAAAAUACAGUAUGAAAUUGAUCGAACAAUCAAAGAGAUCAAAGAGCGGAAAUGGAGACGGGUUGCGUUACAAUUCCCUGACCACAUGCUGACACAUUCUGCUCGGGUUUACCAGCUACUGGCACGAGGGCUUGAGCCAAGUGCAACAGACGGUCCGACGAUAUCAAAACCUGUAGAUUAUGUGCGGGAGCGUACCGAGUUACUGAAUCUGCGCGAACCGGAACCAACAACCAAGCUAACUAUUUUGGGUGAUACAUCCUAUGGUUCGUGCUGCGUCGAUGAGAUUGCUGCCGAGCAUAUAGAUGCGGACGCGGUGGUACAUUAUGGAAGGGCGUGUCUGUCACCAACUACUCGACUGCCGGUUCUACACGUUUACACACAGGCCGCAGCGAAUGAUGAUUCUGCUGUCGAAGGCUUUCUCGGUUGCUUUCCCGACCAAGAAAUGAAAGUCAUUGUGACGGCAGAUAUGCCAUAUGCCUCACACGUUCGUCCUCUAGUCAACAGACUAAUCAGGGCAGGAUACAGCAACAUAUAUGCAGCGGAGAUUGUGCACAACCCGUCCUCACUGCUUCCUAAUCGUACAGUACCAGGGGAGGUGUCCGCUGAUCCAUCCGAGCUAUCACAAUGGUACAUUUAUCACAUCGCAGAGCCUCCUACAGCCCUUCUGUUGACAAUGAGUUCUAAAGUUCGAGGCAUAUACAUUCACGACCCUAGCACGGAUAGCAAUAGUAGAGGACAAGCUGAGGAAGCGAGGACGGCCAUGUUGCUGAGAAGACGAUACGGACUGGUAACGUCGAUGAAUACAGUAUCCACCUGGGGUAUAUUGAUCAACACUUUGAGCGUCAAGAACUACCUGGAUGUGGUUGAGCACGUCAAGAGACAGAUUGAAUCAGCAGGCAAGAAAUCAUAUCUUUUUGUCGUUGGCAAAUUGAACGCGGCCAAGGUUGCCAACUUCUCAGAUAUAGGUGGUUGGGUAGUGAUAGGCUGUUGGGAAAGCUCACUGAUCGACAGCAAGGACUUUUUCCGACCGAUCUUGACGCCUUUUGAACUAGGGCUGGCUCUUGCGAGCGAUCAAACGAGAGUAUGGACAGGCGCAUGGCGAAGCGACUUCCAAGGGGUCUUGGAAGGCAGUCAACGCUCGAGAAGCGAUCACAACACACUAAGCCCAAAUGGCACAGCAGAUGGCGAGGACGGCAGUGAUGUCGACUCGGAGGAGGAAUCUGCACCGCCAGAAUUUGAUUUGCGGACAGGUAGAUACGUGUCUCAAACCCGACCACUGGAUCAACAGCGGCUGAAUGGUUUGAAUGGAAUCACUAGGUCACAAGCAUUAACUAAACGAGCCAAAGGUGAAAUUCUCGUAGUCAAUGGUGUCGCAUCACCAGCAGCUGAAUUUUUAGCACACAAAAGGACAUGGAAAGGACUAGGUAGCAAUUUCGAGGUUCAAUACGAGGAUGAGGAGGUUGAAGGUGCGCUUAUAGGCGAAGGGAGAUCCGGUCUUGCUCGGAGUUAUGCAGUCGGGCAAUCUGUAAGGACUUAA
Molecule: messenger RNA, 1653 nt
Organism: Lithohypha guttulata
Lineage: Eukaryota; Fungi; Ascomycota; Eurotiomycetes; Chaetothyriales; Trichomeriaceae
Gene: DPH2
Product: Diphthamide biosynthesis protein 2
Exons: 1
Coding region: 1-1653 (550 amino acids)
Biological process (GO): protein histidyl modification to diphthamide
Molecular function (GO): 2-(3-amino-3-carboxypropyl)histidine synthase activity
Source: RefSeq, a predicted model, not a curated record